AUGGAUGCAACAUUAGUUGAUGCAUUUCUAAACCAAUAUAACAUGGGGUUGAAGGUGAAUGGAACUUUCAUUUCCAAGGGUUAUGAUAAUAUUGUUGAUGAACUUGCAAAGAAUUUCAACAUCAAGAUUGAAAAGAAUCAAGUGAAGAGUCGAUGGAAGAUCUUAAAAAAACAUUUCUCUGAUGCUUAUGAUAUCUUCAAGAAUGGCAUGAGUGGAUUCACUAUAGAUCCAAUAACUCAAAUAUGGAUGGCUGAACCAGAAGUAUGGAAUGAUCUCAUCAAGGUGAAGGCUCAAGCUAAGAUAUAUAUGCAAACUGCUGUUCCACACUAUGAUAAAAUGGUCAUUUUGUAUGGGAAGGAUAGAGCUACAGGAAAUCAUUCUGUAACUGCUUCAGAGCUACGAAAGUGCCCAAGUUUCAUUCUUUCUGACGAUUUUAUUGAUGUUGAUCCCAUUAUGUCUCAAUUUUCAGGACAAAAUGCACAACAUUUUGUAGAUGAUGAUGUGGACAUGGUGCCACCUUCACCUUUCGAGCAUGUCUCUCCUUCUUCCCAUGGUGCUAGUGGUGGCAACAAAAAGUCCAAAAAAUCUGUUGAUAAAGAGAAAGAGGUUAGUGAAGGGAUGAAAAAUGCAAUAGAGAAAGUGGCAGAUGCAAUUAAAAAUUCUGGUCAGCUUAUUGCAGAGAAUAUUAAGUCUUCUAGUGAGAUCAUUGCAAAGAAAGCUCCAAUAUCUCCAACAGAGACAUAUCAAAUUCUACUGGACUUAGGAUUUUAG
Molecule: messenger RNA, 771 nt
Organism: Dioscorea cayenensis subsp. rotundata (Guinea yam)
Lineage: Eukaryota; Viridiplantae; Streptophyta; Magnoliopsida; Dioscoreales; Dioscoreaceae
Exons: 2
Coding region: 1-771 (256 amino acids)
Source: RefSeq, a predicted model, not a curated record